This is a messenger RNA of Colletotrichum fioriniae, 708 nucleotides long. RefSeq lists its product as uncharacterized. The record is from RefSeq and is a predicted model, not a curated record. Gene Ontology annotation, molecular function: acyltransferase activity, transferring groups other than amino-acyl groups. Lineage: Eukaryota; Fungi; Ascomycota; Sordariomycetes; Glomerellales; Glomerellaceae.
AUGGCACCAACACAAGCAUCUCACCUCCCGACAACCCUCCGCUCGCCAACCCACCCUCUCCUCCUUCGCACCCUGGAAGACUCCGAUUUCGCCGCCGUCUCGGCCGUGCUCUCGGACCCGGAGAAUACAAAGUACGACCCGCACGCCUCGGCUAUCUCCCCCGAGGUGGCCAAGAUUGUGAUUGCGAGGAUGAGGGAGAGCGCUGCUGUGCCGAGUGUUGUGGACGAGACAAGUGGGAAGGUUGUGAGUGGGCCGGGGAGGGUGAAUUUGGUUGUUGUGUUCGUUGGCGAUAAUAAUAACAACAAUGACAAUGGCAAGAAAUCGUCAGAGGAGAAGGAAGGGGAGGAGGAGGAGGAGGAGGGCACGGUCAUCGGAUUCGGCGGGUACGGCGGCAUCAACGAGCACGAAGAGGACGGGCAGAAGAUUCGGGUCGGCGACGUGGGCGUCAUGAUUAAUUCGGAGUUUCGGGGCCGGGGGUUCGCGGCCGAGGCGGUGCGGUUGGCUGUUGAGUGGGGGUUUAGGAAGGUUGCCGAGGGCGGGCUGCAGCUUGCGAGGGUGAGCGCUACGAUGAGCGAGAGGAAUGUGCCGAUGAGGGGGUUGGUUGAGAAGAGGUUUGGGUGGCCUGGGGUUGUGAAGCCUGGGAAGGGGGAGACGGAGGGGGAUGGGGAGGUGUUUUUUGAGGUUACGGGGGAGACGUGGAGGAAGUGA